Molecule: messenger RNA, 344 nt
Organism: Acaulospora colombiana
Lineage: Eukaryota; Fungi; Glomeromycota; Glomeromycetes; Diversisporales; Acaulosporaceae
Source: the annotation of a GenBank genome assembly
UAGAUGACACUGAAACAGAAAUUGUGUUAAAGGGCGUUGUUCGAAUAGAAAAUUUAAAGACGCCCGAGGAAUUUAUCCCUCGAAUUCUAGAAAGAGUUCGCAAGGAGUAUCUACAACGCACUUACAAUGUGCAUGAGUGGGACGAUUAUUUGGAUUUUCUUGGUCAAGUUGCACAAAAAUAUGGAAAGUUAUUGAAAAAAGGUGAACCCGAUAUUCAAACCGUGUCAAAGAUAAUUUUGAAUGAUUGGUUACGUGGUAAAAUUCCUUACUUCACUUUGCCGCAAACUGUGAGCGAGAAUGUUGACAAUGAUAUGGAUCAAGAAAAAGAAAGUUCGGACACAAAG